Messenger RNA from Sphaerodactylus townsendi, 2528 nucleotides. It is a transcript of the gene ADISSP, whose product is annotated as linkage group 10 C20orf27 homolog. The transcript has 6 exons. The coding region runs from base 205 to 669 and encodes 154 amino acids. NCBI's taxonomy places the organism in Eukaryota, Metazoa, Chordata, Lepidosauria, Squamata, Sphaerodactylidae. The record is from RefSeq and is a predicted model, not a curated record.
GGACCAAUAGUAGCGAAGGGGCGGGGCUUCCCGCCUAGGGCUCUGCUGUGCUCCAGAGUUACGGAGGGAAAGGCGAGAGAGGCCGGCGGCGCGAGGGGGUCUCCGGAAGCGGCCCCUGCUGCAUCUCCAUCGAGGAUGGCCUCUUGCUGAUCCGGCACAAAUUCUCCUCCGUGGCACCAGAAACAGCAACUGCUGGUGGGGGAAAUGGCUACAGCAAAUAAGGGCACUAAGCCCAAGACCGGAAGCGUCCGCUUCGCCCCGAACCAGACAGUGGAGGGCUCUUCCAGCCACGUCCACUUUGAUGAGAAGCUUCAUGAUUCGGUGGUCAUGGUCACUAAGGAGAAAGACGGGAACUUCCUGGUGAAGGUUGGCUUCCUGAAGAUCCUGCACAAGUACGAAAUCACGUUCCUUCUGCCUCUUGUGCAUCAUCUGGGGAAAGAGGUCUGUGCCACGAACUUGCCGAACCUGAACCUUCGAGUGAUUGACAUAGUGCCGGCAUCUGAAGGUUACACCGUCAAGUGUGAGUACACGGCCCACAGAGAAGGGGUCCUCCGGGAAGAGAUGGAGCUUUGCAGCACAGCUGACCACGCUGCCUCCGUCAAAGUGGUCGUGCAAGCCAGAGUGAUGGAUCGCCACCUGAACGCGCACCGAUGCUCCUGGAAGGGGUGAAGUGCAUCGGAUCGGAGCCAGAGUACCUAAUUUCGGGCAACCAGCGGAAUGUACGGCUUUUGGAUUAGGCUGACCCGGAUCUCCGCUGCCCCUGCAAAAGCCUCCUCCGGUCGAUGGAAGCUCUCUAGGGUUUUAUAUACAUAUCUAUUUUCCAGUUCAGCUUGAAGUUUUAAGAAAGAAAAAAAAUAAGCACCUCUUCUUCAGUUGUUUACUGGCUGCCAGCUGCCGAAGCGUCCCCUGUUUAGUGGCUGGCCCCGUGGAGCUUGUCUUGUGGAUUCGGGUGCUGUGUUUACUUCUGCUCCCCUUCCGCCCGUCACGUCCAGGCCCCGCCCCACUUACCCUCUGCUUUCAAUGGGUUGUUGCUGAUUCCAGCCAACAGGUAAGGUACGGACCGGCGCUCCACCGCCUCUUCAGCCUUCAGUGUGCAGCCUGUGAGAGUUACGUGCCCAUCGACCUCACGAGGAAGGACCGUGCUUGCAAAGAGAGUUGUCCCAAAAGGAGUUGGAGUUGUGUUCUCUAAACUGGUUUUAAGCAGUUUGGUUGUUUGCAAACUUGCCCAAAGUCUCUGCAGCUGCUGCAGUCGAAAGAGGAUAGUGCCGCCUCGCUCCCGUGGCUGCUGCGCUUCGGCUGUAGAACCGGGAGUUCCCGGUGCACAACAGCUGCCCGGCGCACUUCAGCGGCCAGAGGUCAGAGCCUGACCCCUUCAGCCAUGGAAAAAGCUGGCAGAGAGGAGACCACAGGUGGCUUGGACAGUUCUAGAACCCCCCGUUGAGCACUAAGUGGCUGGUUCCGGGACCGAAAAAAGAGUUGUCCUGCUCCAGAGAUUUGGGUGAGGAAUUAAGGGUUUCCUGACAGGGCUUCUAACAUAGAGCUCUCUUUUAUAGCUGCCCCGGUUUCCUGGGGGGGCAAUUCACGUGACUACCGGCUGGGGCAGGAUCUGCCUCUUCCUCCACCCCCUCCUGCCCCCGUUUCCAAACCAAACUAUCAGCUUGAAGCGGUUCCAUCACAUCACAUCAGCUGAAGCCGGUUUCCCAGUUUACCGCCUUUUGUCUGUUCAGGACCAGAGUCCCUAGGCAGGCGGCAGGCAAACUGUUCCAACAACUCUUCCCCCCCCCACCCCCGAUUUCCUCAGUUGUGAGGUUUUCCUAAGAAGUUGAGCCUAGAGGCCUUUUGAGAGAUUCACGAACGAUCUCUUUGUUGCAAGCCAUACGGUGUCUUGAAAUGUGUGUGUUUUCUCACCUUUGUACCUGCUGCAUUUUUAAAAAAAGUUCACCCACCCCACCCAACCUCUUCGUUCAUUGUAAACCUGGACCCCCCCGACUCCCAUCACGCGGCAUUAAUUCUGGUGCUAACAUGCCAGGGAACGAACUUGCAGAGAUUGGUUCUUCCUGAUGUGUUAGUGGUGGUGGGGUGGUGGUGGAGAGGGGGUUCCUUGCAGAUGUUUUUGGUGAAGGGGCUCAAAACGGCGGCAUCAAUUUGAUAACUGCCCCCCUCAACAGGAUAUAGGAUGACCCUGUUUCUUGCAACAGGACUGUGCUCUGAAGCGCUGUGUGGUUCAGAGGGCCACUGCGAUCCAGAUAAGAGGAGCCGAACUUUGCUCCCCUCUUGGUCUCCCUGCCCUGUUCUCCUCGCAGGCACAGGCUUGGGUAGUUUCCCUGCUCAAGCAAGGGGAGAACUUCCAUGAGAGAUAUCCCCCACCCCCCACCCCAAUUUCCCUGCCUCAGUGCCUUGGCGGCAGCUGGCAUCUCUUCACCCAUCACAACUUUUCCGAGUUUUCUUUUUUUUAAUCACCUCUUGACUACUGUUAACUCUAUUCAGAUCGUAAUAUCAGGUCCCCAAAACUGGCAGCUUCCUGUUUU